AUGGUCAAGCCUCGCACUGAGAACAGUGCUGUCAACGUACAAACCACCAGAAAUUGGAAACUGCUGAAUGAACGUCAACAAACCACCAGAAAUUGGAAACUGCCGAAUGAACGUCAACAAACCACUAGAAAUUGGAAACUGGUGAAUGAACGUCAACAAACCACCAGAAAUUGGAAACUGGUGAAUGAACGUCAACAAACCACCAGAAAUUGGAAACUGGCGAAUGAACGACAACAAACCACCAGAAAUUGGAAACUGGUGAAUGAACGUCAACAAACCACCAGAAAUUGGAAACUGGCGAAUGAACGACAACAAACCACCAGAAAUUGGAAACUGGUGAAUGGACGUCAACAAACCACUAGAAAUUGGAAACUGGUGAAUGAGCGUCAACAAACCACCAGAAAUUGGAAACUGGUGAAUGGACGUCAACAAACCACUAGAAAUUGGAAACUGGGGAAUGAACGUCAACAAACCACCAGAAAUUGGAAACUGGUGAAUGAGCGUCAACAAACCACCAGAAAUUGGAAACUGGGGAAUGAGCGUCAACAAACCACCAGAAAUUGGAAACUGGCGAAUGAGCGUCAAAUCGCUGACAGGAGUUCUUACCUUUUGAUGAUGUAA
This is a messenger RNA of Limulus polyphemus (Atlantic horseshoe crab), 621 nucleotides long. RefSeq lists its product as uncharacterized. Bases 1 to 621 code for a protein of 206 amino acids. The transcript is spliced from 2 exons. The record is from RefSeq and is a predicted model, not a curated record. NCBI's taxonomy places the organism in Eukaryota, Metazoa, Arthropoda, Merostomata, Xiphosura, Limulidae.